UGAUGCCUCUUUAAAUCGCCUCUGCUGGCUCCUUGUUUCAGGAAGUGUCAUAGGCAAGCAGCCCCAGCUCCUCGGCUAUGGGAGGCGGAAGUGCCUCCUAGGUAAAUUGGAGCAAAUUGCAAUCGAUCUCCAGCAAGAAGCGGGGUUAAACCCGAUAUUUCCAGUGGGUGGAUGAUAAGGACUCGGAAACUUUCCAAGGAGCUUUGGCAUUACAAAGGGAAUAACCCUCCCCCACCAGCAGCACCGCCAACGGCAGGAUCGGGAUUAUUAUUAUUUUCUUAAAACAUUCUCGUCUCCAAAACCAAAAAGCAUCCGGCCCCCCUACUCCCCGCAAGUCUCUUGCCGCCCCCAUUAUCUGCCUAGGAGCUCGUGUUUUCGGUGCGGUGGGGCGGGGAGGGGGCAGUCCUGCAGUCUGAGCUCGGAGGCAGACUGAGAUGAAAUCAUUUGCGGUGGCCCUAGCAUGGCAUCUCUCAAGAGUUUCGGCCGGGCUGGGCAGAGAGAAGAGGAGGAGAACGGAGACCUGGACCGAUCGCUCCAGCAGAUGCUGCGGGCGAUAGUGGAGGAGAGGAACCGCAUUAACAUCCGCCAGGAGAUCAGCGGGCUGGGUUGUUUCAAAGAUGAUCGCAUUGUGUUCUGGACUUGGAUGUUUUCUACUUAUUUCAUGGAGAAAUUGGCCCCCCGACAGGAUGAUAUGCUCUUCUAUGUCCGCCGAAAGCUAUCCUACGUUAGUGGCGAUAGCACAGAGGGAAAGAAGCAGGUUGAAGUUGAAGUUUACCGUAGGGAUUCUAAGAAGCUUCCUGGCCUGGGUGACCCAGACAUCGAUUGGGAGGAGAGCGUCUAUCUGAACCUCAUCCUGCAGAAGCUGGACUACGUGGUCACCUGUGCUGUGUGCACUCGCUCAGAUGGAGGAGAUAUUCACAUUCACAAAAAGAAAUCUCAGCAAGUAUUUGCAUCUCCAAGCAAACACCCAAUGGACAGCAAAGGAGAGGAAUCAAAGAUCAGCUACCCUAACAUAUUCUUCAUGAUUGAUAACUUUGAAGAGGUGUUCAGUGACAUGACCGUGGGGGAAGGCGAGAUGGUCUGCGUGGAGCUGGUGGCCAGUGACAAAAGCAACACCUUCCAAGGAGUGAUCUUCCAGGGAUCCAUCCGUUAUGAAGCACUCAAGAAGGUCUAUGACAACAGGGUGAGCGUUGCAGCUAAAAUGGCUCAAAGGAUGUCCUUUGGCUUUUAUAAGUACAGCAACAUGGAGUUUGUACGGAUGAAGGGGCCCCAAGGUAAAGGACAUGCAGAGAUGGCAGUGAGUCGAGUUUCAACCGGAGACACUUCUCCAUAUGGAACGGAGGAAGAUUCGAACCCAGGGUCCCCUGUGCAUGAGAGAGUCACUUCCUUCAGCACACCACCGACCCCAGAGCGCAACAAUCGGCCAUCCUUUUUCUCCCCAUCCCUCAAGAGGAAAGUGCCCCGAAAUCGGAUCGCUGAGAUGAAAAAAUCCCACUCGGCAAAUGAUAGCGAGGAAUUCUUUCGAGACGAUGAUGACGGAGAUCUGCAGAAUGCUUCGAAUCUAAGGUCACGGUCCUUAUCUGGAACAGGACGGUCUCUGGUUGGCUCAUGGCUGAAGUUAAACAGAACAGAUGAAAACUUUCUACUCUAUGCACAUUUAACCUAUGUCACUUUGCCACUGCAUCGAAUUUUAACAGAUAUUCUGGAAGUGCGGCAGAAACCAAUUCUGAUGACAUAGCAGAGCGCUGGGCACUGCCUUGGAAUUUUGCUGCCAAGUGCCUAUCCAUGAUGGUUUUCUGUGACAACGCUACCAUCUAGUGUCAGGAACAUAAACCUACACAGAAAAAAAGGGAAGUUAAGAAUACCAGCCAAUCAAAGUGCCUCUCUUUUCCUUCCUCUGCUGUCAUACACCGUCUGCACACAAUAGUAAUACAUCUCUUUAUAGUGUUCUGACUAGAGGACUUUCAAAAACAAAACCAGAAGGGGCUGUGUUUAAAAACAAAAUCAAUGCUUUAUGAACAAUUUGUUACCAUGUUUACUUUAUAACUGAGAAACCAACAUGUACAGAAUGUGUUGAACUUUAUUUUCGUUGAGAGAAACAACUUUAGGAUUUCAUAAUGAUGUACCAAUGAACUUUGUUCAUAGACUCUUGUCCAUGCCCUCCUUGUUAUAAUGGCUUUGUGUGCAUGUGUUUUGGGAUGCAAGGGACAACAGAAUAUUUUACUAGUCAGAAGGGGUAAGGAAAGAGAUGCAACCAAGGUGUGUUGCCGUUGUGGUAUGUGCAGUUGGUCAGGAUGGAGCUAAAAUAAUCCUUUCAAUGCUCUAUUUCUGUUGGUGUGUCGUUCCUGAAUUCCUAAAACAGCUUUAUUCCGUGAUGACCGUUUCCCCAUUUACCAAAGAACAGUGAAGACUUCCUGCUCUAGAAUGGUCUAAGGGAAAGAGCCAACAUAAGAGGGGAAGAAAAUGCUGCUCUAGAAAAUCUGUAGUCCAGUUCCAGUACUGCUGCUGCUAUGAUGUAGGAGUAAACCCAAGUCUUAAUGUAUAGAGCAAUGGGAGAGCAUAACUAGACUCCAAUACAAAACACCUUCAGAUUAUUAUUAUCCUUCUGCACUCGCAGGACUGCAGCGUAACGAGUUCUCCUCCCAGAAGCUUUUGACUGACUCAGCAAUUUCCCUGGAUUCUAUGUUUUAGUUUCUGUGACGAUUCACUGUACUGAGGCACAAAGGGUUUUCUUUAAAGUAUAGUUCUUCUCUGAAAAGUAACUGAAAUGACCUUGUGGGAGGCUUGUAGUUGUGUGCUGUGUUUAGCAGUAAUGCAUGUUUUUCUAAAUAACAGCCCUGUAAACUUCUCUGGGAAUCUGAAAGUUCAAUUGGUAAAUACUCUGCAACCAGAAUUCAGUUAACAAUUCUGAUGGGGGAGCCAGAAUAUAGUAUAGUUCCCUUUCUUAGCACUGCAGAGCCAAUGCAGUAACUAGCAGACUCUAAAAUACACACAGGAAAGAGAUCAGUUGAGAGCGCAGAUGCCAUUCUUAGUUACUUUUCAGGGCUUGUCUGCAUGUAUAAACAAGCCCUCAGAAUAUAACCACCCUAUGCUCCAUGCUGGCACUGCGGUUACCAGCAUGGCAUGUGCUUAAAGCCUAAAUCUUUGGUUUUCCCCUUGACCUUUUCCCAAACUGCUUUGUUGUUAUUCUCUCAGUAGCAUCAGGCGACUUUCAAAUAAAGCUUUUCAGCUUCAUUUCUGCCCAGAAUCCAUGGAAACGGUUCCACUACAGCUUAAAGGUAGACUGUAUCUUUAUUGCUUACCCAGCAUGAUGGCUCCAUCUGGUAAGAAGUACUUGUCAGUCUGUUUAUAGUUACACUUUAAACCUAAAUUAGAAUAUGCAUUAUUGGAGCCUAAGGCUGGAAGAAGUCAACUUAAUGCAAAGUGAUGGUAUUUCUAACACUGGCAAUGUGAACACUCUACAAGAGACUGUAGGCCAAUUUCCCAUUCACUUUAGUCAAACUAUUUCAGCUUUAAGUAACUCAUUAACCAGUAGAGUUUAUUUUGUUAGUGCUAACCAAUAUUAUUGCAGGUUAGAGACUGUCUUAAACAUUGUUCCUCCCAUCCCUGUGUCAAGAAUUAAAUCACUUUUGGCAAGAGAGCAACCUCCAAUCUUUGUCUUGAACCUCUUAAAAUGCCCUAAUUCUGCACUUUCGUACUGCUGGGCUAAGCAAAUUGAUGCAGUUUUCCUUUAACUGUUUAUUGCAGUGGGGAGGGAGAAGAGAGAGAACAUUUGUACUUCUAGAGGCAAUUGGAACAUUUGAACCAAAUACUCUGAGAUUAGUAAAUAUUAUGAAUAGGAAAAUUUACCCAUUUGGAAAUGUGACUUAGGUGUCUGAGUACUGUUCUGUCUCCAGCCAUGUUCUUCCCCGCCCUUCCGUCCCCAGGCUGACGUCAAUAUGGUAGGAUUAAAUAGCCUAAAUUCUCAUGGGCUGGAGACCCAAACAGUUCAUGCUGUGUAUAUUUUCAGGAUAAAUGGCAAACACGGCAUGAUACUAAACUAAUCAGGAAUGUAUGGACAAUUCUAGGAUCAAGCAGUACAAAUUCUAUAGCCUUAUGCAAGACAUGCUGUCUUGCUGUAUUGUAUCUGGACUGGAGUUUUGCUAAUGUCUAGUUUUUAAAGGGCUAAGAAAGUCAGCCAGUCAUUUUGGUAUAUUUUAUACUGUGUUAACAGAUCUGCCACAGGCACUCUGAAUGAAGAGUCACCUUUUUGACUAGCCGAAAUGGGCUGUAAAUUCACCAGCUUGGACAACCACAAGAAAUACAAAUCCAUGUGUUUUGAAUGUCAUUAGUGCUCUGAGGAAAUUGCUAGAUGUACCAGACUCUAAAAUAGCCCUUCUAAAAAUCUGAAGUAGAACUCUCUGUACAGCUCUAGUCAGUUGUUUUCUGUCAAGUGAAAAGCUUAAAUAUUUUUAAUGAAACCUAAUACUCCAGAGUAGGAGGAUUUGGGCUGGUUUUUGAUUAAACCCUAAGAAUCAAAACCUACAGUCCUCGCAGGCGGGAGUCCCAGUGACGUUAGCAGGAGGUUGGCUUAAGUGAGGCUGGCAUAUUAUUUGGACCUUGAGUCUCUUAAAAUGCUCUUACUCUGCACUUUCAUAGUGGACCUUUAGCAUAUUAUUGCACUACACUACAUAAGAGAAUGUGAGGUGGGAGCCCCUGAUCUUUUUAUUUGGAAUUUUUCCAUCCUGUAGCUCCAAAGCAUUAAAUCAAUGGAGCUGAGGCACCACUGGAAUAAAAAACUACCAAGGAAUGUUCUGAAGUGUUGUUGAGCUCCAUAAGUACCAUAUAGACGACAAAUAAGAGUAAACAGGGUUUUGUUUGCCCAGUUACUGUUUUGACUAUUGAAGCAGCAGUAAUUUUAAUCAUGUACUGAAGCUUGACAACUAGAAUGGAAGUUCUUUUAGUAUGAGAAAGCACCAUGGUUAACCUGAGCCUGGAAAGCUUUGCUGCUCAGGUCAGUCUGUUAAUCAAUUGGUUAUUCUUGUUUGGUCUGAUAGCUUUUUUCCAUUGUGCUGCACAACCACCACCUCUGGAGAACUGAAAUUUGCCAUAUCCAUCAUCCUCCAGAUAAAUAUAGAGACAGACGUCAAAUACAAGCGUGUAAGAAAUCUGUUUAGGUUGGAAAACUUAACAAGAGCUUAUUACACCUUGAAAUGGUAACAUUAAAGACAUUCUCCGUGAUCAAUUAUAUUGUAUUAGCAGGGCGGUGAUGUGCCUUAAAGACCACAGUGUAUGUAAAAUUCCAUUCAAAGUCGUUGCAAUUCCCCCCAGCCACCACAGGAUGUCUUCCAAGUCUGUCCAAUCUCUUGCAUAUGUCACAUCAUUGAUAGAAGCCAUUAUUAGAAAUGUAUAAGAUUGAGCAGGCUUGGCUCAUCUAAACUCUGAGAAUGGGUUCACUUUCUUCUCAUUGGAUUUACUCAACCUUGAGGCAAAGCUUGACUGAGGCAAAGCCACAUAAACCAACCUGGGUUUGCAUAGUCCCUGUUCAGAACCAUAAGUCGGGUCACCUUGCUCACCAUUGCAAACCUGGCUUUGAAACGAAAGUAGGGGAGCCUCUCAAAUUUUGCAUAGGUUGAAGUGUGAUGUGACCUGAAUCAUGCUAUUAUCCACAGCCCUCCAUUUGCAGAAAGGAUGUGAUGGGCUUUUCUAAAAAGAGGGAUAAAUUUAGUUUGACUUGCAAGGGGAGAUAACGCAUUAAAUUUCCAAAAUAUCUUCUUGUAUCAGCAUUCAGUUCUGAAACUUCUAAGGCCACAACUGGAUCCAAGUAGCUACAGCCUUAUGUCCACACGUGCAAGUGCUUAUAAAUCCCCUUUGACAUUGCUUUCAGCCAGUCACUGUAAUAUUUUGCUUUCCAGCUGAGUUUGUUUUGUCACCUACUUUUUCAAGUCUAAAAUCUUCCUGAUAAAAAUAGAUGUAGGGUAAAACUUUCCAAAGUGCUUAAGUCCCAGCAACAGUCAAUGGGACUUCAAAGUUCCUAAACGCAUGGAACAAAGGUACUUGUGAGAAUUCUACUAGUGCUACAGGGACAGCUGCCAGAAAUGGUGAGUUUAACUGUACUUGGCAGGGCUGGCUAUUUCCUAUGGACCCACCUUAUAACAAAUGGUCCUCAUGGCCUCCACAGAGUUGUGACUCAAAAGCAUUGAGAAUUGGGUUCUCUGCAAUCACAGCCCAGAGUUAUCUGGUGCUACCCCACUUUGUAUUAUUAAAUGUGACUGAACCAAACUGUGUAGAAAUCGUGUGUGUUGAAAGUAAGUAGACUAGAACCCAUGUAGAGAAACGGCUAAAUGAAUAAGUUGCCUGUACACCAAACCUUAAAUGAAAAAACAGUAUUUUACAUCAGAAUGUAACUGUACAGACGCUUGGCUGGGAUAAUGUGAGACUGGAAGCAGGUUACAGUGUUCAACAUUCUCUAUGUACAUAUAUAAAUAUAUUCUCAGACUAAUUUUAACCAAUUAACACUUGUUGCAUGGUUUUUUUGCCUCAUUGAUCAUCAGCAUUGAGUGACAGAUGAUCAACUGAAAAUCAUGCUAGCACUGCAGCGGAGCCCCUUGAACAAAGAGCGGUGAGAACACCUUUGUGCACCAAAAAUAAGACUAAUGUUACUUACUGCAACAUGAAGAAAAUGUUGAACCCUGCACCCAAUAAACAAAGACCUCUUCAAUGACCAUAUGUUUUGUUAACCGUAUUUUCUUUGUAUUGUAUCCUAUAUGUUUGAGGGUAGUAUGAAUUUAUAUUUCCAGAACAUUACAAGUCUUUAUAUUAAGCAGCAAAUUAGAAAUUGGUUGGGAUGAUAAUGUGAAACAUGUACGACGGUCCACCAAAUAGGCAAUUAUCUGAAGAUGAGUAUCCCAUUGACUGUUUACUUUCAUUUGACCUUGAGUAAAAGAGAUUCAUCUUGUGUGACUAA
This is a messenger RNA of Trachemys scripta elegans, 6946 nucleotides long. RefSeq names its product KIAA0930 ortholog. NCBI's taxonomy places the organism in Eukaryota, Metazoa, Chordata, Testudines, Emydidae. The transcript is spliced from 10 exons. The record is from RefSeq and is a predicted model, not a curated record. Bases 461 to 1738 code for a protein of 425 amino acids.